Arthroderma uncinatum is the source of this 1434-nucleotide messenger RNA. RefSeq lists its product as uncharacterized. The record is from RefSeq and is a predicted model, not a curated record. NCBI's taxonomy places the organism in Eukaryota, Fungi, Ascomycota, Eurotiomycetes, Onygenales, Arthrodermataceae. Bases 1 to 1434 code for a protein of 477 amino acids. The transcript has a single exon.
AUGCAAAUGCUAUAUGACGAUAUAUCUUGGGAACAAAGCGACGCGGUCUUUGACGCUUUUAAAAAGAAAGCGUCGAGUCCGGACGUUCUGAUGGCGAUCACCGAAUUUAUGGCAGAGAAAUACCCGUCGUCUCGGCCCAACGAUCGUGCUCGAAUAAUAGGCGUUGGUGCCUUUAAUUUCUGCUACCGCAUGGAGUUCGAUGAUGGAUUUGCCUCCCUUCUGCGCCUCGCGUCCCCCGGACGAAGCAUGUUUCCAGAGGAGAAGACCGAAGCAGAGGUUGCUGUUAUGCGCUUCAUCAAAGCAAAUACCAGCAUUCCUGUUCCAAAUAUCCUUGACUGGGGUAUGCAAGCUCCCUGUGAGAUGGGCCCGUAUAUCCUAAUGGAGUUCGUCAGCAGUGCAUCCAACCUUACGGCAAAGUUGAGGAAACCCGGCUAUGCUAGAGAAGACCGGCCAAUGCUUAACCCCGAUAUUGAUGAACCGACUUUAGAGCUCUUGUAUGGGCAGAUGGCAGACAUCAUGCUUCAGCUGUCCAGGCAGUCCUUUAGCAAGAUUGGCUGCCUGGCUGCUGGGCCUGACGACUGGGUUGUCACGAAACGUCCCUUGACGAUGAAUAUGAACGAGCUUGUCCAACUCGGCGGCUACCCCAAGAAUGCGCUGCCGUCAUCUACGUUUGCAUCCACAUCUGACUAUCUCUAUAGCCUCGCUGAAUCUAACUAUACACAUCUAUCUACACAGCGUAACGAUGCCAUACAGUCGGAGGAGGAUUGCCGCAACAAAUACACCAUCAGAAAGAUACUGCUUAAACUCGCAGAAAAGUCAAAGCUUACGUGCGAGGAUACUCCGGAUCACCGCGAGUUCAAGCUUUUCUGUGACGAUCUCCGGCCAACAAAUAUACUUCUCGAUGAGAACUCCAAGGUCGUCGCCGUGAUUGACUGGGAAUUUACGUACACUGCACCCUCCGAAUUCACAUACAGCCCUCCAUGGUGGCUACUUUUGGAGACACCAGAAGACUGGCCGUCGGGGAUAUCGGACUGGGUGGCCACUUACGAUUCACGACUUAAGAUCUUUCUUCGUGCAAUGGUGUCUCAUGAAGAUAUCGCGAUUCGCGAUGGACGACUAUCUGAGGAAGAGCGACUCUCGGAAAGGAUGUAUAAUAGCUGGAACAGUGGUGCUUUCUGGGUAAAUUACGGUCUACGAAAAAGCUGGGCUCUAGACAUCAUCUGGCCCUACAUUGACCGAAAGAUAUUCGGCGGGGAAGAAACACACGAGCAGAGAAUAGCCUUGCUUGCGAGUAGAAUCCAAUUCACCGACGAUGAGCAUAAGGAAAUGGAUGCCUUCGUUCAACGAAAGCUAAGGGAAUCCGAGACUAGGGCGCAAAACGAGUGGGAUAAAAGUAACUGGCCUCAAGCCGGUGAUGUUUCUCAGAUGCGGUGA